Indicator indicator is the source of this 1701-nucleotide messenger RNA. It is a transcript of the gene SLC1A7, whose product is annotated as solute carrier family 1 member 7. Gene Ontology annotation, biological process: L-glutamate transmembrane transport. The transcript has 11 exons. Gene Ontology annotation, molecular function: neutral L-amino acid transmembrane transporter activity; glutamate:sodium symporter activity; L-glutamate transmembrane transporter activity. NCBI's taxonomy places the organism in Eukaryota, Metazoa, Chordata, Aves, Piciformes, Indicatoridae. The record is from RefSeq and is a predicted model, not a curated record. Gene Ontology annotation, cellular component: plasma membrane. The coding region runs from base 1 to 1701 and encodes 566 amino acids.
AUGGCAGUGGCUUUGGAUGCGAUCCUCGCUCGGAUCAAGGAUGUUUUUAAAAGGAAUGGUUUGCUUAUUCUCUCGGUGCUGUCAGUCACCAUUGGCUGUCUCCUUGGCUUCUUCCUGAGGACGAGGCGGCUCUCCCAGCAGGAAAUUAGUUAUUUCCAGUUCCCUGGUGAGUUACUGAUGAGGAUGCUGAAAAUGUUGAUUCUCCCACUGGUUGUUUCAAGCUUAAUGUCUGGGCUCGCAGCCCUGGACGCCAAGACUUCCAGUCGGUUGGGUAUCAUAACUGUCACCUAUUACCUGUGGACAACAUUUGUGGCUGUGGUUGUGGGAAUAAUUAUGGUCUCCAUCAUCCAUCCUGGUGGAGCAGCCCAGAAGGAGAUCACUGAAGACGGUGGAAAGCCCAUAAUGAGCUCUGCAGAUGCACUGCUCGACUUAAUCCGGAACAUGUUUCCAGCCAAUCUUGUUGAGGCCACAUUCAAACAGUAUCGCACCAAGAGCAUUCCCAUCAUCAAAUCUAACAAAGCAGCGUCUGAAAGCACCACUCGUCGCAUCAUCAUCUAUGGAAUCCAGGAUGAGAAUGGAUCCAAUGUCCAGAAUUUUGCCUUGGAUAUCACUCCUCCCCCUGAAGUGAUCUACAAAUCAGAGCCAGGCACUAGUGAUGGCAUGAACGUGCUCGGGAUUGUGAUAUUCUCUGCCACGAUGGGUAUAAUGCUGGGAAGAAUGGGGAACAGUGGUGUUCCUCUGGUCAGCUUCUGCCAGUGCUUAAACGAGUCUGUCAUGAAGAUAGUGGCAGUCGCAGUUUGGUAUUUCCCAUUUGGAAUUGUGUUCCUAAUUGCUGGUAAAAUCCUGGAAAUGGAUGACCCUUCAGCCAUUGGGAAGAAGCUGGGUUUCUAUGCCAUCACUGUGGUUUGUGGCCUGGUGGUGCAUGGGCUGUUCAUCCUGCCAAUGAUGUACUUCUUCAUCACCAAGAAGAACCCCAUUGUCUUCAUCAGAGGGAUUCUUCAAGCCUUGCUCAUUGCUCUGGCUACAUCUUCCAGCUCAGCCACACUGCCUAUCACUUUCAAGUGCUUGCUGGAGAACAACCACGUGGACAGGAGGAUCGCCAGGUUCGUGCUGCCCGUGGGAGCCACCAUCAACAUGGACGGGACGGCUCUCUACGAGGCCGUGGCUGCCAUCUUCAUCGCCCAGGUGAACAACUAUGAGCUGGACUUUGGGCAGAUCAUCACUAUCAGUAUCACAGCAACAGCUGCCAGCAUAGGUGCUGCAGGGAUCCCCCAAGCUGGCCUGGUGACAAUGGUCAUUGUUCUGACCUCGGUUGGGCUCCCAACAGAUGACAUCACACUGAUUAUUGCUGUUGACUGGGCACUAGACAGGUUCAGAACAAUGAUCAACGUCCUGGGAGAUGCACUGGCUGCAGGGAUCAUGGCCCACAUCUGCCGGAAGGAGUUCAUCAAGGAUGGGGAUGAGGUGCCAUUGAUCUGUGAAACUAAGCCUAUUAACAUCCAUCAGAUUGUGGCUUACCAGAGAAAUGGCUGUGUGAAGACCAUGAAUGAAACUCGUGGACCCGACACAGUGAAAGGGUUUCAGCAGCACAUACCUGUACAAGUGGAGCAAGAAGAAAGCUCAGUAGAGAACCACACAAAGAAAUCCAACAGUAAAGACCACUGCACUAUUGAAAUAAAUGAACUAGAAACAAACGUGUGA